AAGGCAAGGUCCCCUGGUGCCGUUCGCAGCUACACCAACGACACUUGUUCCUUCGUCAUCUUUGAGCUGUUGGAUAUUCAUCAGACGACAAGGCGAUAUUGCUCUGUACCCAAACAAAGUGCUGCUGUGAAGAAUCUAGGAGCAAGCUGUGAUUGACACCUUGAAAGCUUUGACUCAACCCAGAGAGGAAUUACUAGAGACCUACAUAUAUUCUCGCCACCAUCAUUAUGUUCUUCACAGGAGGUCUGCAAGAGGGCAUUGCCACUGCACUGCAGCAGAGCAAAUGUGUCUUUUGCUUUGUCACGGAUGAGGAAGCUGAGAGCCAGACUUGGGAGACUGAGUACCUGACAGAGAGCUCGAUUGCGACUUUACUUCAAGAUGAGGCCGUCGCACUGCGCCUGAAGAAGGGAUCGGAAGAGGCGGGCUACCUGGCCGCCAUUUUCCCCCUGCCCAACACUCCCACCGUCGUCGUGAUCAAGAAUGGCGACCUCAAGGAGUACAUCGUUGCCGGCACCAGCAAGGAUGAGUUUGUCAGGCGCAUCACAGCCGCAUUCCGUGGCGCUCAGGGCCAGCCAGCAGCCGCAGCAGUAGCUCAACCCGCGGCAGCCAGUUCAGCACCAGUCCCAGCUCCCGCGCCGGCCGCCCAACCCACCGACGACCUCUACGAUGAGACCCCGUACAACCCUCCUCGCGCUGCAGCCGCCCCUGUCACGACGGACCAGCAACCCGCGCGGCCCGGCACAACCUCCUCCAGCCCGCGCGGCCCGGCCACCCCAACCCAAGAAGAAGACAACGCCGCCACCCUCCGCGCCGUCCUCGCAGAGCGCGGCGCGCGCCUGGAAGCCCAGCGCCUCGAGUCCGAAAGGAAGGCAAAAGCAGCUCGCGCAGCCGCGGCGGAGAAGGCCGAGACCGACAACUCCAAGCAGGCGGAGCAGACGCGCAACCACAAGGAAGCCCUGAAGAAAGCGCGCCAGGAGGCGGCCGACGAGAAGGCUCGCAUCCUGAGGAAGAUCGAGGACGACCGCGCCGAGAGGAGAGCGAAGGCCGCGGAGCGUGCUGCGCUUAGGACCCAGGCUGCGUCGCCUAAGCUGGGGGAGGUCGCGGCCGCGCUGACGAGGUCCGAGUCGAGUUCGCUUGCGCCGUCGAGCUCUGCUGCGAGCGGGAUGACGGCGCUGCAGGUUCGGCUUUUGGAUGGGUCGACGAUCCGGUCGCGGUUUCCUAGCGCGAAGACGCUUGGCGGGGAGGUGCGCAAGUGGGUUGAGAGCGAGCUUUCAGGCAGCGGAAGUGGUGGGGAGCCGUUCCGGUUCAAGGUUGUGCUUGCGCCGCGGCCGAGCAGGUUGAUUGACGACACGGAGGAGGGCAAGAGUCUGGCGGAGCUGGGGCUGUCGCCAUCCUCGACGCUCGUGCUGGCGCCUAUUGGCGCGCACGUUGGUGCGUACGCGGGAGGGUCGUCGUUUGGGGAGAUGGCUGUGACGUUUCUUUUGUUGCCGUUGAGCUUGCUGCAGUGGCUUUGGGGGCUGAUCUCUGGUGUGUUUUCUGGGCUGGGUGCGAGGCGGGCGGCGGCUGAGGAGGAGGAGGGCGCGGAGCCAGUUACGGUGAGGGAGCAGAGAAAGGGUAAGUUUUCGCAGUUUGCGAAUCCUGAUGAUCGGAGGGGUGAUCAUCAGCUGUACAAUGGCAACUCUCUCAACUUUGAACCGCGGCCGGAUGAGAAGAAGGACGAGUAAGGGGGCCGGGCUGUAUUGCAACCAUGUUCAACAUCACACCGUAUGAGAUGAAGCGCAAAGGUAAUUUAACGAGGGGGAAUGUCAUGUAUUGUACACCGUCGGGAGAUGUAGUUCUUCCUCAAUGGCCCAUCUUUCAAUGCUUCCGCCAAUGCAAAAAAUGCUGUAUGAAUUCCGUGAAAGCUCCAAGGCCCAGUUUUUUCUCCUUUGUUUUGCUUUCCCUCCCAUUCCCGUUUUUGACUAUUAAGGUACACAUAUCACCGCCCCGACUAUUUUUCAGCCGAAGAAGUUGAAUAUUUCAAACACGUGCAGUAGCUAUAAGCCCGUUCCUCUCACACAAGUAGAGUUGCUGGGUGUCUAGUAC
Molecule: messenger RNA, 2085 nt
Organism: Colletotrichum acutatum
Lineage: Eukaryota; Fungi; Ascomycota; Sordariomycetes; Glomerellales; Glomerellaceae
Exons: 5
Coding region: 228-1724 (498 amino acids)
Cellular component (GO): endoplasmic reticulum
Molecular function (GO): protein binding
Source: RefSeq, a predicted model, not a curated record